Messenger RNA from Lachancea nothofagi CBS 11611, 2001 nucleotides. The record is from the annotation of a GenBank genome assembly. Lineage: Eukaryota; Fungi; Ascomycota; Saccharomycetes; Saccharomycetales; Saccharomycetaceae.
AUGAUUCUUCCAUUAGAGAUUCUGGAACAAAUCGUAGUCAGCGGACUAGACAGCUUCGAGACCGCCAAAGCAUGGUGCAAACUAUCUCCAUGUUUUCGGAGUCAAGUGACACGAAAUAUGGGAAUUGUAAUAAUUUCCGACGCCAGUGAUGGACACGACAAGGAUAAUCCCAGAGACUUGCAGGUGCUGGACUACAAAAUGCUGAGCGAUGGGCGCAAUACUUUGCUUUUAGAUGCAGAUUCAUUCAACUCACAUUUGUUGCAAGGAUUUUUAGAAAAGUACGGAAAUCUACUUCUUGUGGUAGUUACCUACAAACAGUUCAGUGAUCCGCUCCUUUCAGUCUUGAACUGCGUCGCGGAACAAAUUGCUAAGAUCAAUUCCAACUAUCGCAAAAAUCUGUGCAUGAUUUACAAGACUCCCUGCAAUUUUCUCAGCAAAGUAUACUUCCGGCAGUUUCUAUUGUUCCCAAAGCACAUUCGUCUCUGCGAGCUCCAUUUGUUGGGCUGUGAAGAAUCGGUAGAGCAUGACAACAUGGAUUUAGAUCUUGUUUUCGAGGUCACGAACUUACACAACGUCCGUCAUCUUUUCAGCCUGAACAUACAAAAGUCAAAUCACAAACUAUUAGCUCCGAAUCUGGAGUCGAUACGCGAACUGGAAGUCAACUCGUCAAUUGAUCUAGUCGUGGCUUUCAAAAAUACCCCUAGACUCUCCAACAUCAUUCAGUUUCGAAUUCCAACCGGCUUAAGUCUAAAAUCUUACGUGCUUCCUCCGUGCGACUCCAUCAAACUAGUGCAAUUCAACCCUCAAUUAGCAUACCCCGUCGUGGAAGGCCAAAGUGUGAGGCAGCAUCUAUCAAUCACUACCUCUUUGAAAACGGAGAAAUCUUUUUUGAGAAACUUGAAUUUUCCUAACAUCAGAAAACUCACUGUAGCGUCUCUUGCCUCAUUAGUAGAAGAUGUAACAUUCGAAAAUUGUCAGUUCCCAAAAUUAAAAAUCUAUGAUGGGUCGCAUGCAUUUGGCCUCACUGAUUGGGGUAGUCUUUCGGCAUGUGGAGCUACCCUUGAGUCCGUUGAAAUAUCUUUCGACAAUUGCCGCGAUCUGGCAACAUUCAUCCAGUGCCCGUAUCAGCUACCAGGAACAUUAAAAAUCACAUCAAUGGUCAUGAACUCUAAUCUUUUGUCCAUGAAAAACGAGUUGAAAACUCUCGUCAAAGAUCCUCGAUGUCGAAGUAUGGUCGAAGCUUGCUCGAAAAUCAUAAUGAACAUCACGACUGUAUGGCAAUGCGCAUUACUUCAUUUCAUGAUACUUCCAAAUAUUUCCAAAACUGCUGCUCUUUGUCUGAAAAUUGACCUAAAGGAACUUGGAGGAGACAUCAAGAAUUACUGCAACAAUAACAAUAUAACAAGAAGCGAACUUUGCGAAUUGUCUGAAAUACCUAAUGAUGGCGAAGUUUUCCGCAUGGUGCUACCGAGAUCAUCGAAAAUCACCUUGCUGGAUAUCGAUUCUGUUGAACCUAGUUUAAUGCCAAGUUCCAAGCCUGCUCUCAACAACGCGCAAUUCAAUUCUUACGCAACCUUCAAGGGCUCUAGCAUUGAUGUCUUACAAAAUCCGAUUUCGCCGUCGGCAUUUCGAAGAAACAGUUUAGCUGGGAGUGAUAGCGAUACAGCUCGCCGAAGUAGCAUUAUUAGUAUCUCAAGUCCAACUUCCGAUAUUUACUUGCAGUCAAGGCGCGCUAGCAGCUUCGCCUCUACCACAAUUCCGUGCUUUACUUCAGUUAGCCAGGGGGAAGAGUCUUGUAUUUGUGAGGAUCAAAUAUUGAGUUUUACGUUUUGCAAGGGUACCCAAAUCUCUGUGUUAGAAACGACAAAGUACAUUUUUGACCACUGUCUGGAAAGUAGCGCAGACUUCCAUCAAGUAUUGAAAUGGCGAAUAGGCCCAAACGAGGAGGUCGGCAGCGACUCAUCACUGGUAUUUCCUGUUGAAGACGCCAUUGUACGAUGA